CCUUCCUCCUCCUCCUCCUUCUCCCUCUUCCCUCCUCCCUCUCCCUCUGCCCUCCUCCUCCUGCCGCCCGGCCCGGCCCGGCUCCGCUCGCCAUGGGAGAUGUGGUCUCCACGCACCUGGACGAGGGUCGCCGCCAGCACAUCGCGGAGAGGACGGGGAAGGUGCUGGGCGAGUUCUGCCGCUGCUACAAGGAGCAGUUUGGGGUGGCUCUGUUCAACAGCGUGCGCUACGAGAUCGAGGGCGCGGGGGGCCCGCAGGCACAGCUGCUGCACCGCAAGGUUCCACUGGAGGACCACGUCAUCUACUCAGGGAACAUCUUCCAGUACAUUGAGGAGAACAAGAAGUGGAGGAACCGCUUCUGCGUGGUGCCACACAACUAUGGGCUGGUGCUCUAUGAGAACAAGCUGGCCUAUGAGCGGGAGCUGCCGCCCCGGGUGCUGGUCAACAGCGCUGGCUACAAGGUCCUCACCUCCGUGGAGCAGUACCUGGAGCUGGUCAACAGCAGCCUGCCAGGUGUGACCCCGAAAUCUGGGCACUCCCCCAUAGUGAAGUGCCCCACGGAUUUCCCUCUGCUGCUGUGGCACCCCUACGCCCGGCACUACUAUUUCUGUGUGAUGACGGGCAAGGAGCAGGAGAAGUGGCGGGCGGUGUUCCAGGACUGCGUGCGGCACUGCAACAACGGGAUCUCCGAGGACUCCAAGGUGGAGGCUCCAGCCUUCACGGACGCCAUCCGCAUGUACCGGCAGUCCAAGGAGCAGUACGGCACCUGGGACAUGCUGUGCGGCAACGAGACCCAGGUGCUGAGCAACCUGGUGAUGGAGGAGCUGCUGCCCGAGCUGCGGAGCACCAUCGGCCCCCGGCUGAAGGGCAAAGCGCCGGAGCGCCAGCGCACCUGGAUCCAGGUGUCAGAUGCUGUCUAUAGGAUGGUCUAUGAGCUGGCCAAGGCUCAGUACGAUGCAGCUGUGGCCAGGUGUGAGCAGGAGCGGCCGCAGCUGGAGAGCACCAUCCGCACGGACAUGGACCAGAUCAUCACCUCCAAGGAGCACCUGGCCAGCAAGAUCCGAGCCUUUGUGCUGCCCAAGGCAGAGGUGUGUGUCCGUAACCACGUGCAGCCCUACAUCCCCUCCAUCCUGGAGGCCCUGAUGGCCCCCACGAGCCAGGGCUUCGCCGAGGUGCGCGAGCUGUUCUUCAAGGAGGUCACCGACCUCAACAUGAACGUCGUCAACGAGGGCGGCCUGGAGAAGCUGGUGGAGUACAUGGAGAAGCUGUCCCACCUGGCCUUCCACCCCGUGAAGAUGCAGUCGUGCUAUGAGAAGAUGGACCAGCUGAAGCUGGAGGGUCUGCAGCAGCGAUUCGAUGUCUCCAGCACGUCUGUCUUCAAGCAGAGGGCCCAGAUCCACAUGAGACAGCAAAUGGACGAUGCUGUGUACACCUUCGAGACUCUGCUGCACCAGGAGCUGGGGAAGCUGCAGGGCAAGGACGAGCUCUGCAAGUCCAUCCAGCGCAUCCUCGAGAGGGUGCUCAAGAAAUUUGACUAUGACAGCAGCACCGUGAGGAAGAAGUUCUUCAGGGAGGCCCUGCUGCAGAUCACCAUCCCCUUCCUGCUGAAAAAGCUGGCACCCACCUGCAAGGGGGAAUUAGCCAAGUUUCAGGAGCUGAUCUUUGAGGACUUUGCCAGCUUCAUCCUGGUGGAGAACACCUACGAGGAGGUGGUGCUGCAGUCGGUGAUGAAAGACAUCAUGCAAGCUGUGAAGGAGGCGGCCGUGCAGCGGAAGCACAACCUGUACAGGGACAGCAUGGUGAUGCACAACAGCGAUCCCAACCUGCACCUGCUGGGAGAGGGGCUGCCCAUCGACUGGGGCGAGGAGAGCGGCGGGCAGCCCGAGGCCGAGCGCCGCCGCAGGGCCAGGCAGGUGGUGUCGGUCAUCCAGGACGACGAGGGGGCGCUGCCCUUCGGGGCCGAGGCGCUGCUGCAGCCCGGCUCCCCCCAGGCUCGGGGGGCUCCUCCCGGGGUGCCCCCCAGCCCCGGGGACGCGGUGAGGGAGAUCCGGGAGGCGCUGGCGCAGCAGAGCCCCGGGGCUGGCGCCGAGCGGCUGAUGAACGGCAGUGACGGCAGCGGGGCCAGCGAGGAGGGGGCGCUGCUGGCGGGGGCUGCCCGAGGGGAGGGCACACAGCAAGGUCCAGCUCGUGAUGGGGACGGGGUGCACCGUGUGGCACCGCCAGCACCUGCAGCUGAGAUCCCAGCAGGGACUGGGGGAGAGCAUGGCACACCAGCACUGUCACCUGUCCCUGGAGCUGAGAUCCCAUCAGGGACUGGAGAAGAACGUGUCACACCAGCACUGUCACCUGUGCCUGGAGCUGAGAUCCCAUCAGGGACUGUGCGGGGAGAGCAUGUCACACCAGCACUGUCACCUGUGCCUGCAGCUGAGAUCCCAUCAGGGACUGGAGAAGAAUGUGUCACACCAGCACUGUCACCUGUCCAAGGAGCUGAGAUCCCAUCAGGGACUGGAGAAGAAUGUGUCACACCAGCACUGUCACCUGUCCCUGGAGCUGAGAUCCCAACAGAGACUGGAGGAGAGCAUGUCACACCAGCACUGUCAUCUGUCCAAGGAGCUGAGAUCCCAUCAGGGACUGGGGGAGAGCAUGUCACACCAGCACUGUCAUCUGUCCAAGGAGCUGAGAUCCCAUCAGGAACUGGGGGAGAACGUGUCACACCAGCAUUGUCACCUGUCCCUGGAGCCAAGGUCCCAUCAGGAGCUGGGACACGCCGGGCUGCACCAGCACCACCUGUCCCUGGAGCUGAGGUGUCAUCAGGGACUGGGGGACAACGUUCUGGACCAGCAUCACCUGUUCCCAGAGCUGGUGUCCCAGCAGAGGCUGAGGUGCCACACGCCACACCAAGAUCAUCCGUGCCAGCAUCCCCCAUGUCUGGAGCUGAUGUCCCAUCAGGGGCUGAGGUGCCACACGCCACACCAAGAUCACCUGGACCAGCAUCACCUGUUCCCAGAGCUGGUGUCCCAGCAGAGGCUGAGGUGCCACGUGUCACACCCAGAUCGUCCGUGCCAGCGUCCCCCGUGCCCGGAGCUGAGCCCCAGCCAGCGCCCAGCGUGCCACACGCCGCAGCAGCAGCAGCCGGUGUCGCAGCAGAGGCUGAGGUGUCCCUUGUCACAGCAGCGCCACCCGGAGCCCAGAGCCCGUCACCAGCGUGUCACCAGCGCGGUGACAGGGGGACGGGCGAGCGCGGGGAGCGCAGCCCCCCGCAGGGCAGGGCCAGCACACAGAGCGGUGAGGGGCUGCAGACUGAGUUCUAGCCCAGCCCCUGCCGGGGACUGGCCCCGGUGACACCGGGGCUGGGGAGGGGGCCAGGACCCCCGGGAUGGAGAGCAGCACACGGGAGAGGGAGGGGAUGGGGACUGCCUGGGGGGUCCCACGGCCACAGCCCCCUGGGCCUGCCCUGGGGCAUCCCCUGCGCUCUGCUCUGUCCUUUUCUGCCUUAUUUUCUUUUCUACUGAGGAGAUGCUUUACUGAAGAGCUUUAUCUGCCCCCCCUGGCAGUGCCUGGGGCUGCUGGGGGGGCUGGCACUAGCCCUGCCGAGGGUGGUCCUGGCUGUCCCUGGGGGUGUCCCUGCCCCAGUCUGGGGGGGUCCCUGGGACUCUGUCACCCACCCGGGGGGUCCCUGGGACCCUGUCACCCACCCGGGGGGUCCCUGGGACCCUGCCCAUGGAGCAGGGGCUGCAGGGGGUGAUUGCAAACAGGGACAUGACAGGGACAGCAAUGCUGGGGGGCUGGAGCCACUGCCCGGGGGAAGAGUGCUGGGACAGGUGGGAGCUGCUGCUGCCCAGGCCGGGCUCACAGCACCCAGGCUGGGCUUAGAGCAUCCAGGCUGGGCUUAGAGCACCCAGGAUGGGCUCACAGCACCCAGGCCGGGCUCACAGCAUCCAGACUGGGCUUAGAGCAUCCAGGCUGGGCUUAGAGCAUCCAGGCUGGGCUCACAGCACCCAGGCCGGGCUCACAGCACCCAGACUGGGCUUAGAGCAUCUAGACUGGGCUUAGAGCAUCCAGGCUGGGCUUAGAGCACCCAGGAUGGGCUCACAGCACCCAGGCCGGGCUCACAGCACCCAGGCUGAGCUCACAGCAUCCAGGCUGAGCUCACAGCACCCAGGCCGGGCUCACAGCACCCAGGCCAGGCUCACAGCACCCAGGCUGGGCUUAGAGCAUCUAGGCUGGGCUUAGAGCAUCCAGGCCGGGCUCACAGCACCCAGACUGGGCUUAGAGCAUCUAGACUGGGCUUAGAGCAUCCAGGCUGGGCUUAGAGCACCCAGGAUGGGCUCACAGCACCCAGGCCGGGCUCACAGCACCCAGGCCGGGCUCACAGCACCCAGGCUGGGCUCACAGCACCCAGGCCAGGCUCACAGCACCCAGGCUGGGCUCAUAGCACCCAGAGCCCAUCCCCAUCCCAUCCUCACCCCAGGGUCUUCUAGGAGCUCUUGUAAGUUCAGUUAAUCUCUGGGGGAAGGUGGCACUGACUGUGGCCCAGCUGUGCCUGGCAGGACUGGGAUAAUUCCAGGCUCAGCUCCCUGUGCAGUGGAGAGGUCCCAGCCCUCGCCCUCCAGAUCUCCUCAGCACCUUCCAUGGAUGGUUUCUCCAGUUUUGCAGAUUCUGGCACCUGCUGGGAUGGCUGGGGGGGUUUGCUGAGCCCAUCUGUCACAGGGAUGGGGACAGGACUGCUGCAGCCCCCACACAGUGGUGCCAACAGCCCUGGGGGUGCUGGGGGUCUGCAGGACUCCUGGGUGUGACCCCUGGAGCAGGGAGCAGCACCCAAAACCCACCUGUGCUUAGGUUCCUGCCUCAGAAGGGGGGGUGCCCAGCCUAACCCACUCAGGGGACCCCCAAAGUGCCUUGGGGGGCUCCCCUCAAAGUGCCUUUCUCUGUGAACUUCAAACCUGUCUCUUCCAGGAUAUUUUAUUAAGAAAGUUAUACAAAUGUUUAAAGAUAUGCUUAUAAUAAAUAAUAAAAUGGAAAAGCUUUAUUUAAAGCCA
Molecule: messenger RNA, 5039 nt
Organism: Oenanthe melanoleuca
Lineage: Eukaryota; Metazoa; Chordata; Aves; Passeriformes; Muscicapidae
Gene: NIBAN2
Product: niban apoptosis regulator 2
Exons: 14
Coding region: 93-3311 (1072 amino acids)
Source: RefSeq, a predicted model, not a curated record